CAGAGGCGCGAGUUGUAGCCGAACCGAGCUCCAGAAAUCACCCGAUAGCAGAAGUCAAGGACUCAAGAUUGCAUUCCGUACGAACCUGAGGAGAUCGCCGGAACACUCUGCACCGAACCGUGGUUUUGCGCAGUUGCUGUUAGCAGUGCAAGUCAAGACACCAUUACUGGUGCUACUUCCGGGGAAAAUAUUCGCCAGGAUCUCCCGGCAAAUAUAUUACGGGUUUUUGGCUGGAUUCGGUUGGUAUAGGUGUUUGAAUAAUCGGAAGGAUGCCAUUUUUUGAGAUCAGUUUGGGAUUCGAUGGGUAUUAAGCAGUGAGCUGAUGUCACUGUUCUGGGUUGUGAUUCGUCAGCUUGCUGAAUCUGAGGCAAUGGCUACAUCAAAGAAAGUGAUAACAAGAGAAGAGUGGGAGAAGAAACUUAAUGAUGUGAAGAUUAGGAAAGAAGACAUGAAUAAAUUGGUAAUGAAUUUUCUGGUUACGGAGGGUUAUGUUGAAGCUGCUGAAAAAUUCCGAAUGGAAUCUGGAACUGAACCAGAUAUAGAUCUUGCAACCAUUACUGAUCGCAUGGCUGUUAAGAAGGCUGUGCAAAGUGGUAAUGUGGAGGAUGCAAUCGAGAAAGUAAAUGACUUGAAUCCAGAGAUACUGGAUACAAACCCCCAAUUGUUUUUCCAUCUCCAACAGCAACGACUGAUAGAGCUAAUAAGGAAUGGAAAAGUAGAGGAAGCUUUGGAAUUUGCUCAGGAGGAACUUGCACCAAGGGGGGAGGAGAAUCAAACCUUUUUGGAAGAGCUAGAGAGGACUGUAGCACUUCUUGCCUUUGAAGAUGUCUCAAACUGUCCUGUUGGAGAGCUUCUUGACAUAUCUCAACGUCUAAAGACAGCAAGUGAAGUGAAUGCAGCCAUACUUACAAGCCAGAGUCACGAAAAAGAUCCUAAACUUCCAAGCCUGUUGAAGAUGCUGAUAUGGGCUCAAAACCAGCUGGAUGAGAAAGCUGCAUAUCCUCGCAUAAAGGAUCUAUCCACGGCUACGUUAGAAGACCCUGCAGUUUGAACGCUUGUGACCUUGCAAUCACUGCUUGGAGUGCUUAGGUUCUAGAUGGAAAUGGUGAGGUCACUGGCUUGAAAAAUGAUGUAUGUACUUUUAUUCAAAGAUCGAUCUGCUAAAAAUCGGUGUCUGGUUUCUUAUAGAUAGCUGUUACGAUGGGUUUAUACCCUUGUACAAAAGAUUGCCCAUACAUUGAUUAAUUCUUUCCUUAAAGUUGGCGACCAAUGAGGAAUUCUGUUGCGUAUUAAUAUCCAUCUUAAUGAAACUAGCCUUAAGCUGA
This is a messenger RNA of Prosopis cineraria, 1325 nucleotides long. Its product is annotated as protein GID8 homolog. The record is from RefSeq and is a predicted model, not a curated record. NCBI's taxonomy places the organism in Eukaryota, Viridiplantae, Streptophyta, Magnoliopsida, Fabales, Fabaceae. Bases 323 to 1051 code for a protein of 242 amino acids. Gene Ontology annotation, biological process: proteasome-mediated ubiquitin-dependent protein catabolic process. Gene Ontology annotation, cellular component: nucleus; cytoplasm. The transcript is spliced from 8 exons. Gene Ontology annotation, molecular function: protein binding.